This is a messenger RNA of Brassica rapa (field mustard), 2331 nucleotides long. RefSeq names its product probable protein phosphatase 2C 67. The record is from RefSeq and is a predicted model, not a curated record. Lineage: Eukaryota; Viridiplantae; Streptophyta; Magnoliopsida; Brassicales; Brassicaceae. Gene Ontology annotation, molecular function: protein serine/threonine phosphatase activity; cation binding. Gene Ontology annotation, biological process: protein dephosphorylation.
AAGAAGACAAAAGAGAUUGAGAAAAGGGCAAGACGAGUAGGGGUUAAGACAGCUAAGAGUGUUCCUCAGUCGCCCCACAAAAAUGUCUUCUCUCCUCUCUCUUAAGUCUCUCUCAGCUCUUGUUAAAUGGUUCCAAGUUCAAUGCUCCAGAAACCCACGCCCUCAUCUCCCCUCACACAUGCAUCCUAUGACCUUUCCUUUUCUAUCCAUUUUCUUCCCACAAAUUACCUGACUACGACACCAAAUGCCAAAAACAUUAUUUACUAAGAUGAGAAAUUAAGGAGAGACUGUGACACACCAUCUCAACUGUGAAAACAUAAUUUUCCAUGAUAUUAGAAGUCCUCAUAUAAGUUCAUAUAAACUCUGAGGUUUCAAAAAAAAAAAGUUCAUAUAAACGCUGAUCAUUAUCUAUGUUUCAGUUUGGUCUCCAACUGCAACAUAAAGUCUAAUACUUAUAAACUUAAGAUUUUACCCAUAAAAAAAGAGAGUCUAAUAUGAAGGCAUUAUAGCAACCACUGAUUCAAACCAAAAGUUAACAAACAAUAUAUAAUCAAGUAACUAAUUCGGCUGUGAACAUUCUCGCUUCCUACUUUUACAAGAUUUUGAACCUGUAAGAAACAAAGGAAAGAUUAUCUCAAGAGGGGGAAAACGUCGCAUGAAUUAAAUAUAGCAGAAAGUAGAAUAUGACAGCUUUUACUUAAACCAUACUGAAGACAGAGAAUGAACAUUGAACAGUAAAGAAAGAAGAGAAUCUCUGAAUAUCCACUUUAAACUACUGCCCUCUUGUCUCAACUCUCAAGAGUCAUUUAAUUCAGUUAUUUUGACCCAUAACAUUUUUGGCCACUUCCCAUAGUCUCCAACACCUUCUAUUUACUCUAGGGCUUCCACGGCUAUAUAUAUAUAGGUCCCUUCCUUUAACUUGAAACUCAUAAUUCAACAUUCAUCAGUUGUACUACUUGUUAUCACACCAAAUACGAUCUUUAUAGUCUUACCUGUAUAUAUUAAUUUAGCGCACGAAGAUGGUUAAACCCUUUUGGAGAAAAGGUUCCGGUACGGAAAGAAGUAAGAUCAGUCCAACAAAGAAUGAUGGCUUGACAUGGUAUAAAGACCUUGGCCUUCACGCCUUUGGAGAGUUUUCAAUGGCAAUGAUCCAAGCCAACAGUGUGAUGGAGGAUCAGUGCCAGAUCGAAUCAGGGCCAUUGACGUUCAACAAUCUUGCAGUCCAAGGCACGUUCGUUGGAGUUUACGAUGGUCAUGGAGGUCCAGAGGCUUCUAGAUUCAUUGCAGACAACCUCUUCCCCAACUUAAAGAAGUUUGCCUCAGAGAGUGGAGAGGUUUCAGAGGAGGUGAUCAGGAACGCGUUUGCAGAGACGGACGAAGAUUUUCUCAACGCAGUGAAGAAGAAAUGGCGCAAGAACCCGCAGAUGGCAUCAGUGGGGUCAUGUUGCUUGGCAGGAGUGAUAUGCAACGGUCUGGUGUACAUCGCAAACGCAGGAGACUCAAGGGCUGUGUUGGGAAGAUAUGAGAGAGGUGGUGGAGUGAGAGCUGUUCAGUUAUCAGUAGAGCACAAUGCAAACGUAGAGUCUGCGAGACAAGAGUUGUGGUCAAUGCAUCCUAAUGACCCUGACAUCCUUGUGAUGAAGCACCGUAUGUGGCGUGUGAAAGGCAUCAUCCAGGUCACAAAAUCAAUAGGGGAUGCAUACCUCAAAAGAGCAGAGUUCAACAGAGAGCCUUUGCUGCCUAAGUUCAGAGUAGCAGAACCUUUCACCAAGCCAAUCCUUAGCGCGGAUCCAUCAGUCACGGUUACACGGCUUAAACCAGAAGACGAGUUUAUGAUUCUUGCUUCAGAUGGGCUUUGGGAGCAUCUUAGCAACCAGGACGCUGUUGAUAUUGUACAUAGCUCCCCUCGUCAAGGAAUAGCAAGGAAACUACUCAAAGCUGCACUGAAGGAAGCAGCAAAGAAACGAGAGAUGAGAUACUCUGACUUGCAAGAGAUCCUUCCUGGUGUCAGAAGGCAUUUCCAUGACGACAUAACUGUUAUUGUUGUCUAUCUCAACACACAAACCAAUGGUUGGGCUUCUCCACUGUCAAUUAGAGGUGGCUACCCAUGAACCUAUCUCUCGCUACAUUAUUGCCUGUGUUAUGCCUCAGGGGCAGACGAAAUUGGAACCGGUUGCCACAAUUAGUAUAGCUAGAACAAUAUUACAUUGCGAUAUCUUUGAUAUGUUAUGUUGUUUUUAAGAUAACAUAAAUUCAAAUUUACCCCUGUAUGCAAAUUACACAGGAGGUAUACCUCAUCAAUUGUCAAUGAUGCUAGUUUUUCAGAAGCAA